Molecule: messenger RNA, 1512 nt
Organism: Talaromyces stipitatus ATCC 10500
Lineage: Eukaryota; Fungi; Ascomycota; Eurotiomycetes; Eurotiales; Trichocomaceae
Product: pogo transposable element, putative
Exons: 2
Coding region: 1-1512 (503 amino acids)
Cellular component (GO): nucleus
Molecular function (GO): DNA binding
Source: RefSeq, a predicted model, not a curated record
AUGCCACCAAUUCGUACAGGAUAUCGGGAAAAGUUGGUGGAACAAGAGGGCAAGAUCCUACUUGCUAUUUCCGAUUUAAAAAAUGGCAAAAUUCGAUCAAUUCGUCAAGCCGUACGCAUUUACAAUGUUCCUUACACAACUCUCCAUGACCGACUCAAUGGCAUUGAAUAUAAGAUUGAAAAACGCGCCAAUAGUCAUGUAUUGACUCAGAACGAAGAAGAAUCUCUUCUAAAAUGGAUUCUUGACCUCGAUAAGCGCGGAUUACCUCCCCGGCCAUCCCUCGUACAAGAUAUGGCAGAUCUUCUUCUUUCUCAAAAUGGAAAUAAACAUGUCAGUGAGAGAUGGGUUUAUCGAUUUGUUGAUCGACAUCCGGAAGUCAAACUACGAUUUUCACGAAGAUAUAACUACGAGCGAGCAAAAUGUGAGGAUAUUAAGAUAAUCCGAGAGCAUUUUAACCGCGUACAAGAGGUCAUCCAAGAAUAUGGGAUCUUAUCGGAAGAUAUAUAUAAUUUUGAUGAGACUGGCUUCGCUAUGGGUCUCUGUGCUUCUGCAAAAGUUAUUACAGGCAGCGAUCGAUAUGGAAGGCCUUAUUUAUUGCAACCUGGCAAUCGCGAGUGGGUUACAGCAAUUGAAGCAGUUAAUUCCACUGGAUGGGCUUUGCCCUCAUACGUUAUCUUCAAAGCAACAACCUAUUAUCAACAAGGCUGGUUUGAGACUCUUCCACAAGAUUGGAGACUUGAUAUUAGUAAAAAUGGCUGGACAACAGAUGAGAUUGGAAUACGGUGGCUUCAAAAGCACUUUAUUCCUCAUACGACAAGCCGUACGAAGGGGAGAUAUCGGAUGCUUAUUCUUGAUGGCCAUGGAAGCCAUUUGACACCUCAAUUUGAUCAAAUUUGCAUGAAAAUACAUUAUACCAAGGCUCGUGCAAUGGCAUAUAAAGCUGAAAAUGUUCAGAAUGGCUUCAAAGCUACUGGAUUAGUGCCAUAUAAUCCAGAUCAUGUUUAUGAAAAGCUUACAGUUCAACUUCGGACCCCGACACCCCCUCCUAGUCGAUCAAGUAAUUCACAAUCUUCUUGCCAGCAAACACCUCAAAAUCCACGUCAAUUCAACCGUCAGACGGCAACAAUAAAGAAGCGUAUUAAUGAUCGUACAAUAGGUCCAUUUGAGGUGGUCGAUCAAGCGAUAAACCGGCUGUCCAAAGCAUACGAAAUGAGCAGGAAUGAGCUUCUGAUUAUACAGAAAGAGGUGCAUGAUUUACGAGCCGCAAAUGAGAAGGAAAAGAAAAAACGUAAAAGGUCUAGAGCUCAGAUAUCUCAUGAAGGAUCUCUUACAGCGCAGGAAGCUCAGGAGCUAAUAGGCAGUCGGAAUGAGGCAUCUCAACCUAUCCCGACCGCACCAGUCGAAUCCGAACCCCAAACCUCUCAACCACGCCUACGAGCGCCACCGAAGUGCAGUGGGUGUGGAAUUAUCGGGCAUAAAAUUAAUCGAUGUCCAAAUCGUACUACUAGUUAA